AUGAAUACUAGUGUUGUCACACCUGCUCCUGUAUCACCUCCUUGUGAAGUUUGUGGUAUAUUUGGCCAUAUUGGCAUUGAUUGCCAACUAAGUAGUGUUGUUAGAGGUCCUGAGCAAAACCCCGUUGUGAAAAUUAAGAACAAUGAGGGAGAGAUAGGAAGUGAUGAGCCUCAAAGUGAGAAAACUAUAGGAGAGAAUGAAAAGCCAUUUGUUUCACCACCUCAUGAGCCUAAAAAUCCAUUAACACAAGAAAGAAAACCGGAUGAUAAGGGUAAUAUAAUGGUAGAUGGAAUCAUCACUUUUAUUGCUAAGAAGUUUGGGGUACAAGAUGAUGGUAAUGAUGAUGGUGGUGAUGAAGAGGAGUUUUAUCCGCACUAUACUCCAGAGACUGCUGAUUUUUCAAAGUGUAUCAAAUUUGAGAACGGUUUGCGUGCUGAGUUUAAGAGGGCAAUUGGUUACCAGAAGAUUCGAGUUUUCUUUGAGAUGAGGAUGGUCGAAGAUAGACGGCCUAAGAAGAAGGAUGCUCCUGCAGAGAUUGUCUGUUUUACUUGUGGUGAGAAAGGCCACAAGAGUAAUGCUUGUCCUUGGGAUGCCAAGAGAUGUUUCCGCUGUGGAAAGAAGGGUCAUGCACUAGCUGAGUGCAAACAUGAUGAUAUAGUAUGUUUUAACUGCAAUGAAGAGCGUCACAUUGGUGCAUAA
Molecule: messenger RNA, 699 nt
Organism: Medicago truncatula (barrel medic)
Lineage: Eukaryota; Viridiplantae; Streptophyta; Magnoliopsida; Fabales; Fabaceae
Exons: 6
Coding region: 1-699 (232 amino acids)
Biological process (GO): nuclear polyadenylation-dependent CUT catabolic process; nuclear polyadenylation-dependent rRNA catabolic process; nuclear polyadenylation-dependent snoRNA catabolic process
Cellular component (GO): TRAMP complex
Molecular function (GO): RNA binding; zinc ion binding
Source: RefSeq, a predicted model, not a curated record